Molecule: messenger RNA, 1787 nt
Organism: Cyprinodon variegatus (sheepshead minnow)
Lineage: Eukaryota; Metazoa; Chordata; Actinopteri; Cyprinodontiformes; Cyprinodontidae
Gene: tagln3b
Product: transgelin 3
Exons: 5
Coding region: 206-805 (199 amino acids)
Molecular function (GO): protein binding
Source: RefSeq, a predicted model, not a curated record
GCGCAUAUAAAACCCAGCGAGGCGCCCCUCCCGGACAAAGUGAGGUCCAGUCUGACCGGAGGAGCGCUCUGUAUGGAUUGUAGCGCACUUCAGCAUCAUCAUCCUUUAACUGAGUGUUAGGAUACGGGACAUCUGUGGCCGCUCCUCGCUUCUCAGAGAGCCACCAUCCCCACAUUGUUCACUAUAGAUUCAAAGGAGACCUGCCAUGGCGAACCGAGGGCCCAGUUACGGACUGAGCCGGGAGGUGCAGGAAAAGAUUGAACAGAAGUAUGAUCCGGACCUGGAGCAGCGCCUGGUAGACUGGAUAGUUGCACAGUGUGGAGGAAACCUGGAGAAACCGCAGCCGGGCAAGCAGAACUUCCAGAAAUGGCUGAUGGACGGAACGAUUCUCUGUCGACUCAUCAACAGUCUUUAUCCACGGGGCAAAGAACCCAUUAAAAAAAUCCCUGAGACCCAGAUGGCCUUUAAACAAAUGGAGAAGAUCUCCCAGUUCCUGCAAGCGGCAGAAGCUUAUGGAGUCACCACCACAGAUAUUUUUCAAACUGUGGACCUCUGGGAAGGCAAAGAUAUGGCAGCGGUGCAAAGGACCCUGAUGGCCCUGGGGAGUUUGGCCGUCACAAAGGACGAUGGCCAAUACAAAGGUGACCGAGACUGGUUCCACAGGAAAGCCCAGGGGUACCGGCGAGAGUUCUCCCAAGAGCAGCUGCGCCAAGGACAGAGUUUGAUCGGCCUGCAAAUGGGCAGCAACCGCGGUGCUUCCCAGGCUGGCAUGACGGGCUACGGUAUGCAUCGUCAGAUUAUGUAGACCCCCCCUACACCACUUGAUCUCAGACUUUCUUUUCUACUAAUUCCACAAAUGCUGUAGCCCUAAGCUUUGCCACAUUUCCCGUUUUAACCUCAACUUCCCUAGAAAUGCUGCUUCUGCUCGAGAGUUUUCCUUCACUCCGUAAUAAAAUGAUGUCAUCUGUACUAGAGCUUUAUGUCUUAAUGCUUCCUCUAUACUGCUCCUGUUUUAUUCCCUUUUUUCCCUCCAUAUUAUACUUUUGGCUACCGGUAAUCAAUGUGUAUUUUUUUUAUUCAUGGAGUCUUAAAAGAAUUUUAAAUACAAUAAAAGCCAUCUGUACUGUACAGUUGUUUACAGAGAUACAUAAACUGACUGUUAAGGCAUGCUGUAUGUAUUGGUAUUUAUAUAUUUCCUAAAUUCUGGCGAUUGUAGAAUAUUCUGUUCCUGUGUUGUUAUUUUGCCUUAGUCCUAGCAAGGCUCAAUAUGUGAUGAUGUCUCUGCUAUCUUGUCUGAACCAAAUCAGCCUCACGUUGUGCCUGGUUAUGGGGCUUCAAAGGCUGAGUCCUUGAUCUGCUUGUAUUAAAUUAAAGAUGGGCGCCAUUUGUUCUGAGCCAUGCCCUCAUUUAUUAUCUGUUACAUAUUUGUUUAACCUGUGUCUAAAAUGUGCACGGUGUAACAUGUGAAUGUGCAGUAGCCAACACGUAUGACAAUAAAGGGUUGAUGGUCCCGGGUAAACCUGUCGCUUGAAUGUGUGCUGUUUAUGUGUGAAACGUUUGUAUUUUAGACAUAUAUUUAUAUUUAGAGGUGUGUCAGAAGUAUUACUGGAAUGAUAAAAUAUAAGAUAUAUUUUUUCUCAUUUUUGAGAUGGAGUGAAAUCUGUGUGCUCAAAGUUAGCAUUGAGUGAUGUUUGUCUCUUAUCUUGGCUUUAUGUUCCAGCUCCUCCCUUGCUGCCACCCUUAUUGUCUCUCCUCUCUAUGCACAAUCUAAUAAAGCCUCUACAGUA